Messenger RNA from Microstroma glucosiphilum, 474 nucleotides. RefSeq names its product kinase-like protein. Gene Ontology annotation, molecular function: ATP binding; protein kinase activity. NCBI's taxonomy places the organism in Eukaryota, Fungi, Basidiomycota, Exobasidiomycetes, Microstromatales, Microstromataceae. The transcript has a single exon. Gene Ontology annotation, biological process: protein phosphorylation. The annotation marks the transcript as partial. The record is from RefSeq and is a predicted model, not a curated record.
AGUGGAAUCGGGCGGUUCCAGGCUCACUUUACACAGCUGGCCGUUCUGGGCUCGGGAGAAUUCAGCGAAGCUGUCAAGGUAGAAGACAAGUCUAGUGGCGAGGUGACUGCUGUAAAGAGGAUGAAGCGACGCUUCGUCGGACCGCGUGAUCGUCUGCGUCACUUGGAGGAAGUGGACAUUCUCCGACACCUCGGAGGGCAUGCCAAUGUCAUCUCCCUCGUCGACGCCUGGGAGGAGGACAGCCACCUCUUCAUCCAAACCGAGCUGUGUCCCCUCGGAACGCUCUCCUUUUUCCUCGAAGGCUAUGGGUACCUCGUGGGAACGCUCGAUGAGCCUCGUCUAUGGAAGGUCCUUGCUGAGCUCUCGUCGGGCCUGCAGCACAUUCACUCUCACGGCGUUCUGCACUUGGACCUCAAGCCGGCCAACAUCUUUGUCACCGAAAUCGGAAGCCUCAAGAUUGGAGACUUUGGCCUU